UGCCGGCCUGGUGGUGUCGCUGAGUGUGUGAUCUGCUUGUGUCACUGUAGUGCAUAAGGAGGAAGGGGGGAGGAGAGAGAGAGAGAGAGAGAGAGAGAGAGAGAGAGAGACAGAUUGGAAAACAGGCCUCCACCCCGAGGAUCAGGGAAAUGGGAGCAUGAGGGAUAAAGCAGCAAGCCUCGGAAUCAUCUAUGUCUCUGAAGCAAAGGAGCUAUGGAGAAAAGGGCUGAAUGUAAGAUGAGGGGAGAUUAUAUCUGGCCUAUAAAACUCCAUGUCUUCAGAUAAACUGCACAUUAGUGCAAACACACACUCUGUAGUUCACACUGAAGUCUGCACUCACUGCGCUAGUCUGCGCUAGUCUGCACUAAUCCGUGCUCCUUCGACCUCCAAACCACAUGGAGGCACAGCAAGGUUCUCCGGACAGCAGCAGUGAGGAAUGUACCGUUCUGGAGGCGUUUCCUGGCAAAGGAACAGUUUGCUCUCAACAUAAAGGAAAAGCCCUAGCACUUUAUUGCCUGCUGUGUGAGAGUGCAGUGUGUGAGGAGUGUAUUGUCGGGGAACAUGUGGACCACGCAACAGAUUCACUGGAAAAAGUUGUGGAUCAACAGCGAACAGCUUUACAUGAGAGACUGAACGCAGCUCAGAACAGGCUUCCGCAGAUCAGAGAUGCUGUGCAGGUGCUGAAGGACAUUCUGCAGCAGCUGAGCACUCAGAAGAACUCUAUUGAGGAGGACAUCCACUCCUCCUUCAGUGAGCUGCACAAGACCCUGGAUACACGUAAGAGUGUCCUGCUCAUGGAGUUAGAGGUCACCUAUGGAUUAAAGCAGAAGGUACUACAGAAACAGUUAGACACUCUGCUUAGAGAGGAGGCUGAUAUCUGCAGUAACAGUAGUCAGACAGGAGAGGCGCUGGAUGGAGCAAGUGAUGCUGUUGUUCUGCAGACUCAUAAAGACUUUGGAGAGAGACUGAGCGAGCUGGCCAGUCAGGGCCUUCCCCUCCAACCCGAGGAGAACGAUCAGCUGGAGCUCAUGAUGGAAGUAGAAGGACUUCGCAAGUCCAUCCACAACCUGGGUGCCAUUAUCACCACCAAUGCAGUGGCCAGUCAGACUGAGGCUUCAGGAGAUGGUCUCGAGCAAUGCAUUGUAGGUCAGCCGACCUCCGUCAUCAUAACAACCAGAGACAAGUCAGGGGGCCUGUGCAAGUCAGGCAAUGCUGUCAUCUCUGGAGAAGUCUUCACACCUGAAGGUAGUGUCAUGGAUGGAGAGAUUUUGGACCAUAAGAAUGGCACCUACGAGUUCCACUACACAUUAUACAAGGAGGGGGACUUUAGUCUGGCGCUGAGACUCUAUGAUCAGCACAUCAAGGGAAGCCCCUUCAGGCUGAAGGUCACCGGGUCUCCAGACGAUUCUCCAACCACCACCUCUGGAGCCAAUGCUGCUUCCACAGGCUCCAGUGAUGGCGGUGCGAGGAGACGGAGUGCCAAGUCCCCCGGGAGCAGGAGUCGACAGAAAGGAGUGCGGAGAGGCGGGAGCUUGUUCAGCACACCCAAGAAGAAAGUAAAUCCCAUUGAAGAUGAUCUUAUUUUCAGAAUCGGAACAAAAGGAAGAAAUAAAGGUGAAUUCACCAAUCUACAGGGGGUAGCCGCCUCAUCGGGCAGUAUCCUGAUUGCGGACAGUAAUAAUCAGUGUGUGCAGAUCUUCUCCAACGAGGGCGAGUUUCAGAGCAGGUUUGGAGUUCGUGGUCGUUCUCCGGGGCAGCUGCAGAGGCCCACUGGUGUCGCUGUUCAUCCAAACGGUGAUAUCAUCAUCGCUGAUUAUGAUAACAAGUGGGUUAGCAUCUUCUCCAGUGAUGGCAAAUACAAGGCUAAGCUGGGGUCCGGUAGGCUGAUGGGUCCAAAGGGAGUCUCUGUGGAUCAGAACGGUCACGUUAUCGUGGUGGACAACAAAGCCUGCAUGGUGUUCAUCUUCCAGCCCAGUGGGAAACUGGUAACCAAGUUUGGCAGCAGAGGAAUCGGUGACAAACAGUUUGCAGGACCCCAUUUUGCUGCAGUCAACAAUAAUAAUGAAAUAAUUGUCACUGACUUUCACAAUCAUUCAGUCAAGGUGUUCAGUGCUGAAGGUGAGUUCCUGCUCAAGUUUGGCUCGAACGGUGAAGGGAACGGACAGUUCAACGCUCCCACAGGUGUUGCAGUGGACAUUAACGGGAACAUCAUCGUAGCCGACUGGGGGAACAGCCGUAUACAGGUGUUUGAUGGAAGCGGCUCUUUUCUGUCCUACAUCAACACGGCAGCGGAUCCUCUUUACGGGCCACAGGGUCUCGCCCUGACCUCUGAUGGACACGUCGUUGUGGCCGACUCUGGGAAUCACUGUUUUAAGGUGUACCGUUACCUUCAGUGAUUCACUACUUCAGAGAUCUGUACCUCCAUCUUGCACUUCUACUGCAGAUCCAUCACGCUAAUGCUCCUGUGCUAACUGCCUCCUUCCUGCAGGACGGAUCCCCAUUAAUUAUGGUCAGUGAGAUCAGACGGAUAUUUGGGAGGCUUGUACAGUUAAAGUGUGGUCACUUUCAGCUUCCAGGUUCUGUUCAGUUCAGUACACGUCUGCGUUUGGUUUCAUUUCUCAUCUUGUACAAAUGUUUAGAUUUUAGGUGAACUGGGAGGAGUCUAAUCUCUCACCAACCUUUUACUCAGUGCUGCAAAAAUACACACAUUUAAACUUAUAGAAAUAUUUCAGCAUUAUUUUAUUAACUUAAUAAUUAUAAUACAAACAAAUCAUCAUCAUCAUAUAGCAAGCUAGCAAUCAUCUACUUUACUGCAGAAUUAUUUCAUCUCUUCUUGGUUUAAUAUUCCUGCUUUUACACGACUUCCUGUUGAUCCAGAUUUAAACACCACGUGGCUGUUUACUGAGAAAAAAGGUGAGUGUUCUUCCACAGUGUGUGUUUGAGCGCUAACCCUUAGCCGCGUCCACUCUGGUUAAAGUGUAGAGGUUUACAUGGCCGGAGCUUUAUUGUGACCACGCCUUGAUUUAGCAGCUGCUCAGAUAUCUGCUGGUAGAGCGUUUGAGAUCGGAUGUGCAUGCGUUUGGAAUCAAAUCCGUUUCCUCGAUCUUCACUGCUAACUCCGAGUUCUGCUUGGUGCAUGUGAGCGACAUUACACAGAACUUCAGUAACUUCCAUCUCUGGUCCAUCUGACUCAAUUUAAUGACACUAUUUAAAGUUUCACUGCAAACAAACUUCACCUGUUUAAUUCAAGCUGCACGUUAAAGCCUUUCCUUGAUGCACUUAGUAAAUAAAACCCAAACUAAUAGAGGAAACAGUGAUCGUCUUUAGUACAUGGACUCGUGUAGGAGCUCUGAGUGUCCGGUCCAUCCACAUCAUCACGCUCCUCUCGUCUCCUUUAGGACUUCACUAGCAAAAAGCAGGCCUCUAUUUUUAUUUUCAAAUAUUUAAGAGGAAAAAAAUCUCUA
Molecule: messenger RNA, 3464 nt
Organism: Hemibagrus wyckioides
Lineage: Eukaryota; Metazoa; Chordata; Actinopteri; Siluriformes; Bagridae
Gene: trim2b
Product: tripartite motif containing 2b
Exons: 12
Coding region: 396-2396 (666 amino acids)
Biological process (GO): negative regulation of translation; proteasome-mediated ubiquitin-dependent protein catabolic process; protein polyubiquitination
Molecular function (GO): translation repressor activity; zinc ion binding; protein binding
Source: RefSeq, a predicted model, not a curated record